Messenger RNA from Coniophora puteana RWD-64-598 SS2, 897 nucleotides. RefSeq lists its product as uncharacterized. The record is from RefSeq and is a predicted model, not a curated record. The transcript has 10 exons. The coding region runs from base 1 to 897 and encodes 298 amino acids. NCBI's taxonomy places the organism in Eukaryota, Fungi, Basidiomycota, Agaricomycetes, Boletales, Coniophoraceae.
AUGUCCUCUGCAGAACUACAAACACUCAUAUCUUUGCAGACGUCAGCGUACAUGAACGCUCUGGACGUGGGAAGAGAGGCUGAGCGGUAUUCGAAAACUUCAAAGAUUUUAUAUUCUAUUUCUUCUUACAAGAAUAAUUGCCAAAAGAUGCGUUAUGGCGGUCUUUUCUUUAACAUGGUUGCCCAUGAGCUUGAAGCUUCCAGUCCAGGUACGGUCAUACUCACGUUUGGCAUGGUAUCAGAGUUCUCUUUAUUUGCUGCUCGCAACGCGAUGAUGGCAAUGAGGAUAUACGGUCUAUUUGGAAGGGACAAGUGGAUUUUGUGGAUUUUGGGACCUUACUUCUUGGGUGUGCUAGGUGCCAGCGUGGUUAUCGUCACAAUGACUUUAGUAUCAAGGCCACUAAACAUAACGGUAAUUCCGUUGUCAGCAAAGGCAUCGUGGUGCGAAGUAGAUUUCUCGGCUCAGCAAGCUUGGUACCAAACGGGUCUCUUUAUUUCUCUCGCCGUAUAUGAGGUUAUGCUCUUCGCCCUAUGCUUAAUGAGCCUAGUGAAACGGCUCAGAGAGAGAACCGGGAGCAAUACGAUGAACAGCCUGCUAGGCCUGAUGAUUAGAGAUAACAUCUUGUACUUUUUCAUAGCCUUAGUUGCCACAAUCAUCAAUAUCAGCACCUUUUUCCCCAAUGGGCUCAACUUCGUCUCGAACUUGGUAUAUACGAAUAUACUCUCCGGGAUCUCCACCGCAUUCUACUAUUCUAUGCUAGGGCCGCUAAUGAUGCUGAGCAUCCGAGAGUAUGAUGUUCGAGUCAUGCAGCAGAUGGGAGGAACUUCUUACGAGGACGAGGAGCAAACCCUGGAGUUUGCUCAGAUUAUGCCGCAAGUAGACAACUCUGGAAUUUGA